Molecule: messenger RNA, 3861 nt
Organism: Rhinolophus ferrumequinum (greater horseshoe bat)
Lineage: Eukaryota; Metazoa; Chordata; Mammalia; Chiroptera; Rhinolophidae
Product: olfactory receptor 2A5
Exons: 2
Coding region: 238-1170 (310 amino acids)
Biological process (GO): G protein-coupled receptor signaling pathway
Cellular component (GO): membrane
Molecular function (GO): olfactory receptor activity; G protein-coupled receptor activity
Source: RefSeq, a predicted model, not a curated record
UUCUGAAUGUGUUGAGGAAUUAAGAAUAAUAUUGAUAAGUUACUGAAGUAGAGAUGUGCGGCCAAGAAGCUGAGAGAUGCUCCUUUUGAAUGUGAUGGAUUCCUGGCAGGGCACAGGAUUGAAAAGUCUCAGGCUGGGACUCCGGUCAUCUGCUUCUCUCUCCAUCAGCAUCGUCUUCUACCCAUUGAGUCCUGUUUCACGCAGGCUCACAGCACGUACAGGCAGUUUUCCCAGGGCAUGAUGGAAAAUCAGACCUCUGUCACAGAGUUCCUCCUACUGGGGUUCCUGCUCAGCCCAAGGACUCAGCUGCUUCUCUCUGGGCUCUUCUCCCUGUUCUACGCCUUCACCCUGCUGGGCAACGGGGUCAUCCUGGGGCUCAUCUCACUGGACUCCCGACUGCACACCCCCAUGUACUUCUUCCUCGCACACCUGGCCAUUGUCGACAUUUCAUAUGCUUCAAACAAUGUCCCCAAGAUGCUGGCAAACCUUCUGAACAAGAGAAAAACUAUCUCCUUUGUCCCGUGCAUCAUACAGACCUUUUUGUACAUGGCUUUUGCUCACACUGAGUGUCUCAUCUUGGUAAUGAUGUCCUAUGAUCGGUAUGUGGCCAUCUGCCACCCCCUACGUUACUCUGUCAUCAUGAGCUGGAGAGUGUGCACGGUCCUGGCCGUCACUUCCUGGGCAUGUGGCUCCCUCCUGGCCCUGGUCCAUGUGGUUCUCAUCCUGAGGCUGCCCUUCUGUGGGCCUCAUGAAAUCAACCACUUCUUCUGUGAAAUCCUGUCUGUCCUCAAGCUGGCCUGCGCUGACACCCGGCUCAACCAAGUGGUCAUCUUUGUGGCUUCUGUGUUCAUCCUAUUGGGGCCCCUCUGCCUGGUGCUGGUCUCCUACACACGCAUCCUCUCGGCCAUCCUGAGGAUCCCGUCUGGGGAGGGCCGCAGAAAGGCCUUCUCCACCUGCUCCUCCCACCUCUGCGUGGUCGGGCUCUUCUUUGGCAGUGCCAUCGUCAUGUACAUGGCCCCCAAGACCCGCCAUCCCGAGGAGCAGCAGAAGAUCCUUUCCCUGUUUUACAGCCUUUUCAACCCUAUGCUGAACCCCCUGAUCUAUAGCCUGAGGAACUCAGAGGUGAAGGGCGCCCUGAGGAGAGUGAGGUGGAAACAGAGAUCCGUGUGAGGGAUGCCAGGCAGACUCUUGAAGCUGGAUUUCAGUUCAAAAGUACUUGAGAAAGAAUAGACCAGAAAGACCAAACUUCUGUGAAGACAACUAGUGUAGAUAAAGCUGGAUUUGUUCUCUGUGUGAUUUGGGGAAUGGCAGUGGAAAUGCUCUGAAACCUCAUGUCUUAGGUGUCUAAUAUCAAGAACAUAUAUUGAUCAGAUUCUAUCCCUAAACAUGGGGUACUGGGCAGACGACAAAGCAUAAGCAGAACGUCACAGAGAGCAGAGUGGUGUAGUGGUGAAACACGGCCAGAGAGCCACGGACUCCUACAGCCAGUUCCCAGCACCACCUAAGAUCUGGUUUCUGUUCUAACGAGGAUUUGUUCUCUCAAAUCUCCAUGUAAAUCCCUCGGUCAUUUUCAUCUCCCUCAUUGAUGUGUAUAUGUGCUAAUAACCCCUUAAUAUAUGCUGCUUCAAGAGUGCACCUCUAAGAAGACAGAAUACUGACCUGGCAUAAGCAGUGUCCUAUGGGAAAUGCAGGCAGGAUUAUGGGGAGAGCCAACUCCUUGCUCCGGAACUUAACAUCUAAAGGUGGUGGCAUUUGUUCUGGAAAAGCAUCUGAAUCUGAGCCUAAUGAAUUUAUUUCUGUGAAAGGCAAAGUGUAAUUUUAUGAAUGUUUUUAUCUGAGAGACAGAAAUGUCAGGAUCGUUGUUCCAUUUCAUGUUAUUCUGCACCAUCUGAUUAGAAAGAGUUUGUGUUUAGAAUAAAACUGAGUCGGUUAUUAGGGAGAGUUAUCUUUUCUGGAGUUCAAGUCCCAGAGUUGCAUGCAGGUGACAAUUGAUCUUUAGGAGGAUGAUUUCAUAAACUAUUAGAGGAGUAAGGAAGUAUUGUGAAGGGAGAAAGCUCCAGGAGUGGAGGCUAAUAGCUUCGCAUAACACUGUAGACCCACAGUUAUCACCAGUAAUACAACGAAGUCUGAUAAGGACUUGUUAGAGUCUCAAUCAGAUUCCAAAGGACUUAGUCAAAUUCCAAAGAGUGCCUGCUCCAGGUGCUAUAAAUCACUUAUUCUGGAUACAAAGGGUCAGAAUGAUAUAAAAGAGGAAUUUGUUUUCUGUUAACACAAGUUUUGGACCUAAGUGGCCAGGACAGCAUGAUAACUGGUUUCUUUAACACAGAGAUUAUGGUAUCUUUUGAAUUCUCUUCCUCUCUACUCUUGAGUAUCAUGUGCCAUUCGAGUGUAUGAUAGUAUAUUAUCUGCUUUCUGUAGAUCUGUUUUUAACCUAAUUGUCUUAAAUAUCAUGACCAGUCUAUAUCUUUCUUCUCCCAUGAAAUUAAGAAACAAAGGGGAAAAGUUUCCCUUCCACUCUCUCUCCUAUUUUUCUCUCAGUUCUCAAAAAGCCUCAUUGCUGACUAUUCUACUCAUUGACUAUUCUGUUCACUAGUUUAUUUGAGCAAAACUUUUGUCUCUGGCCAUUAUCUUUGUCUUCUUAUCUUCAUAGUAUCAAGAUGUUUCUAGCUCCAGAAAUCCACUGACCUUGAUCCAUUUCCCCCUGAACCCCAAAUAACAAUUUUUGAAUAAAGAAAUAAACAUUGGCUCUGAAAAUAACAAUAAACACAAUGGAAUUAUUGUGUGCCCUGUUUUAAAGGUUUCUAAACAAACAGGCAAUAUUUUCAUAAAAAAUGAUGUUUUAACUCUACCUAGAAAAAUUCGUAUAUUCUUUAAAGUAUGUAUAGCUUGUGUUAAAGUUAAAAUCCUAAAAGGAAAGAGGAAGAGGAAAAUAUAGGAUAAUUUCUCUCAGAAUAGAAGCCAUAGGUUUGAAUUCAGAAUUUUUCUACAAGGACCCAUUAGAAAAAUCAGGGUCUGGUAUUCACUUUUACAUCAGUUCAAAAGUACUUGAGAAAGAAUAGACCAAAAAAGACCAAAGUUCUGUGAAGACAACUAGGGUAGAUAAAUUAUAAAGAGAUGCCCUCUAGCAGUCUGAGAAGUGGCUCUGACUGAAAACGAAAAAAAAAGAAAGAAAAAAAGAAAGCACAAUAAAACUAUAUUUUGUUAAUAAAUUGCAGGAAAUGCCUGACUAAAUGAGAGAUUUCUAUACAGAUUUCCAUAUUUGAGUCCUAGGAUUCUAAUAAAUUACAUUUCGGUGUUAUGACUCUUUACAUAUAUAUUCUUUUAACAUGAGUCACAGUUUUCAGAGGGCAGAGGACAGAGGAAAAGGGAUGUAUUUACAUGAUGCUGAGGAUUGUGAUGGUGCUUCCCAAAUAUCAUCCUAUUUACCUUUCACCAAUAACACUGUGAGGUGGAUAUUACGCUCUGCCUUUUGUAGAUGAGGAAACCAAGUCAGAGUGAGUUAGUAACUGGCCUGCCCCACUCAGCCAGUGACAGGACUGAGCUGGGGGUUUAACAUCACUGUACUGGUUCCACACCCACACGGCUUAUUAGCUUUCUUCCCCAAAUAUCACAGAUUUGAGCUCAAUGUGGGUUAGGGUUGGAUCUACCUGACGGAACAGAGUGGGAGACACCAAAGAGUUUAUACUAUUCUGGCCAAGCACUAAGAGCAGCAAAGGCAUGUCUGUUGUCAGCCCAUCUUUGGGGAUUUAUUAUCACCCUUGAUAAGUGUAGAAUCCCUUACCUUAGUGGCCUCCAGUAACAACUCCCUCUCCAUGUCUCUCCCAAACUAACAACACCCCAGAGGGCGCUGCCCCAAAGAGG